Messenger RNA from Stylophora pistillata, 6233 nucleotides. RefSeq names its product polycystin-1-like protein 2. Lineage: Eukaryota; Metazoa; Cnidaria; Anthozoa; Scleractinia; Pocilloporidae. Gene Ontology annotation, molecular function: calcium channel activity; calcium ion binding; protein binding. Gene Ontology annotation, cellular component: membrane. Gene Ontology annotation, biological process: detection of mechanical stimulus. The record is from RefSeq and is a predicted model, not a curated record.
AUGGUGCAUGCUUUGUUUUUUUCUCUUACCAUAGUCCAAGGGAGCAAUAAUUUGACGCACAGUGUGUUUGAUAAGGGUUAUAUCAUUAUACGUCCUUCACCGCUAGUUGCAACAAUAUCUGGUGAAACUGAAAUCACAAGAGGAAACAAGCAAAUUAUUACCCUCAAUGGUUCAGAGUCAUAUGAUCCUCAUCUUGGCCAUGGAGCCCUGGAGACACUGAAAUUUCUUUGGCUUUGUAAGAGAUCAGAUGAGGAAUUCCCAAAUGGGAAUUCUAAUGACAUUCAAAUUGCGCCCAUCUUCUUAAACGACUCUGGUGAGUCACAUGGAGGCUGUUUCGGCACAGGAGUUGGAAGAUUGGAAUUCACGGGGCCUAUUAUUACCUUAAAUGCGUCUGCAAUGAAUAAUAGAAGUGCAUCGUACGUUUUUAAGCUUAUUGUAACAAAAGACGCCAGAUGGUCAAGCGACUCAAAGAAAGUACAUGUGAUAGAAGGGAGUCCUCCUGAAGUGUCAUUUUUGUUCGUUUUGGGCGAUCGAUUAAACAUCAAUCCAUCAGGACCGCUGACCAUCUCAGCCGAUUACCUGGGCUACUCCUGUGGCAAUCACGUGCAGUUUGAGUGGAUACUCUACCAAGAAGAUAAAAACUUGACUUGGAUUCAAAUUUCCAGCACCCCUCAGAGGUCGAAUGUGUUUUCAGUUGAUCCAAAUAUUCUAAAGGACAAUAUGAAAUAUCGACUAGAGUUAACUGUGAUACUUAAAGAUGAAGCACCCUCUAAAACCGUACAAAUCUUUAGGACUGUAGUCCUCCCACGGGAUGGCUCAUGCGUUAUAACCCCAGAGACUGGCGAGGCUGUUUAUACUUUGUUUCAGUUGCAGUGCUUUGAUUGGUUCCCCCUGGAUGAGUUGUUUACUUACGACGUGCACGUUAUCGGAGAAGGAAACAUUCACCAUACUUUAUACCAUGGUCAGGACGCGAAUCAGCAAUUAGUUUUACCGCAAGGAAAUUACUCAAGCGGAUAUGAAUCCAGGGUCAAGGUAUUUGUAUCAAGGAGCAAUGGUGCUACAUCUGAGGUGGAUAUAACAGUAAAGGUAAUUCCGCACCAACCGCGAGUGCAACAAGACCUUUUUGAACUUUUAGGAAAGUCCCCGAUUUUUUUUGAACAAUUCAUAUUCCAAGAGGGUACUCUUAAGGCGUGGCAGCUAAUGGCAGCAAUGCUUUUGACAUUAGAAAAACAAGAAUUGGUGUCCAAAAGAAGUUUCUACAGCUCAGCGGCACCUAGUCAGAUGAAAAGCGCACUGAGAGACAUUGUCCUGAAGAGGUUUCAGCUCACAGAAAUUGAUUUAUCAAGUAUAGCGUCUAUGUCCGCCUUUCUGGCCUCCGCAGGAAAGAACGUAACUGAGUUAUCUCCUCUCGCGGAGGAUCUGCUUCUGAAAGUGCUAGAGAACAUGUCUUCGCUGCUGCUCUCCAAAGCCAAAAAUAUGAAUGCAGACGAUGAAAGGUUUAUCUUUCGAGGGGUUUCUAAUUUGCUCUUUGGAACAGUUGAGUUAAUGAAAGUAUCAGCAGACGUAGCUGCUUUCAGUGGAGAAAGCCAAACCUUAUCACCUGAACAGUUGAAGGCUAAGGAUACUGUUUUGAAGUCUAUGGACAUUACCAGAACAUUGCUUACAACUGUGGCGGUGAGAUCAGCAGUUUCUCAGUCCCCGAAGAGGUUACAAGUACCCGGCAUGAAUAUCUUAGUUGGCCGAGAGUCAUCCUGUGGACUUCAAGAGAGAAGUUUGAACGUGUCUGGAAAUGAGGGGUUUCGUCUACCACAAAAUAUGAAUAGCGCUUUUCGAAAUGACAGAGUGGAGUGGGCUGAGUAUCAGAUGAUAAAAACCAAUUUCAAUCCAUACCGCUGGCAUGAAAGCUACCGUAAAAUCAAAUCAGAAGUUCUUAGUCUCGAGUUCACAAACGAUACAGGGGCAUUACCUGUUGGAGGAGAAGACGUUGACAUCGUCAUUAAAAUACCACUUAAUCCUUCUGGAAACGGCUUAUAUGAUAGUAAUUACUUUAUCAGACCACAAAUUAUGCGAUACCACUUUAUUGAACUAGCAGACAAUUCCGAUUCCAUGAUUCUUGAAGUUCAACCCACAAACGAGAGUCUUUUAAUGGUGGUGUAUGUUAAACUCGGAGAACGGCCAACUGUGAGCAGUUACAGCCAUAUGUCCACUGUGCCUGACUAUUCGUCUUGCAGCUGGGACAACGUUAAUGGUCAACAGAAGUCAAGAUGUUCAAGAAGUCCGUACCAGGUCAUGUCUACGGAACACUUUAAUCAAACUGGUUUGUAUUAUGUCGGGAUUUUGUACGUGGAAGAUACUCACCUCCAGCUAAAUCGUACUCGGACUAGACGAUCAUGCCUCGGAAAAAGAAGAGAGAGAAGGGAUUGCGUUGAGCCAAAGCCACCUCCUGUGAAAGGGAUAGAAUACAACAGAACUUUGAUUUAUAAUCCUUUUACAGAUCAGAACUACACAAUAAAAGUUCGGAAAUACAGCUGUUACUAUUUUGAUUUAACCCAGGACCAGUGGAGUAAAGAAGGCUGCAAGGUUGGAGAUGAAACAAACAAUCAGCUGCUUCACUGUCGAUGUAAUCACCUCACAGGCUUUGGAGGAGGUUUUGUUGUUGCACCGAAUCCGAUAGACUUCGACAAAGUUUUAACCGAAUUUACCAGACUAGAGGAAACAGAAAACUACGUGGUGCUUGCAACCGUCUGUUCUAUUUUUGGUGUCUACGUUCUGGUGAUGAUAUGGGCGAGAAAAGCUGAUUUAAAAGACGAAAGAAAGCUGGGUCCAACUGUACAUGUGAAACCAACUGAAAAUGGCACAUACAAGUACGAGUUCACUGUAGUUACAGGAGUUUGGCGAAAUGCCGGCACAACUGCCAAUGUGUUCGUUAAGAUCUUUGGAACCGAUGGCAUUUUAGAGUCUGUAAACUUAACCGCCAAUGCACCACCAGGAAGAAGACUGUUUGCAAGAGGCAAUAUCGACAAGUUUGUCUUCCACCUUGAAAACUCACUCGGGAUUGUGGUUAAGAUAGAAUUGUGGCACGACAACUCUGGAAAGAAUUCCUGUUGGUUUCUCGAUAAAGUUCGCCUUGCCGAUGUGGUAACAAAUCAGAAGUGGGACUUCUUCCACCACAAUUGGCUCGCUUUGCACAAAGGAACUGGAUCUCUGAAAGCAUCAAUAAAGUCCGCUGAUCCAGGUAACGAGGGUCGCAGUUUCAAAACCCUUUUUCAUACUGUUUGUUCUGGAGACCUUGCUGAACAUCAUUUAUGGGCCUCUGUGAUAACCAGACCACCACGCAAUCACUUCACCCGGGUCCAGAGAACCUCUUGCUGCCUUUGUUUAUUAUAUCUGGCGAUGGUUUGUAACGCCAUGUUUUAUCAAGUGACCAGAGUUCCCGAUGAGUCAAUUCAAAUUGGUCCUUUGCAAAUGUCAUUACGCCAACUGGUUAUUGGUAUUCAGAGUUCAUUGAUUAUUGCCCCACUGAGCCUAAUAACAACUGCAUUAUUUCGAUACCGAAAGAUGAAAAGACCAAAACAGAGAGUCGUCAACGAAACUGAAGAAAACUAUAACCCAGAGCCCAUGGACAAAACGAGAUUCAGAUGGUGUCUUCUCCCUCGUUCCUUUCUAUUCCUGGCAUGGUUUCUUUGUUUAUCGGCGACAUUUGUAUCUGCAACCAUGACAGUAUUUUACAGCCUUCAGUGGGGCAAACAAACUGCCGACCGAUGGCUGGCCUCUGUAGUAGUCUCCUGUGUCCAGGACGUCUUCGUCUGGCAACCCGCCAAGGUUAUCAUCUUUGCACUUUUAUUGAUUCUAAUUUUCAACAAACCAAACCUUAGCAGCAAGACAGGUGACAGAAAUGAACAGUCUUUAACCAAGGAAAUGAGAGAGCGACAGGCUUUUGAAUUACGGAAGGAAGAGUUCUUCGGACUUGUUCGCCAGUUUACUGCAUUUAUGUUUUUCUAUCUUUUGUUAAUGAUUGUCGCUUAUGGAGACAAGGAUCAUCACAGAUAUCUAAUGACCAGAGGCACUCGGGAUGGCUUCACCUUUUUUUACAAGGUCAACACGGGAGAAAAGAUGUGGACUUACAUGCUAGGUAAAUUUAUCCAUGACUCGUAUGCCGGUGAGUGGUACAAUGGUCAGGUUGAGCACACGCCAGAGUACAUUGGCAAUAAAGUGUCCAUGCUAAUUGGAAUGCCUCGACUCCGUCAGCUUCGGAUAAAGGAAGAUUCCUGCCAAGUCGCUGAGGAGGUUGAGACGAUUAUUGACAAGUGUUACGAUUUCUACUCGACCCCAGAAGAAGAUACAACUCGUCUAUAUCUUCCCCACUGGAUUCAUUUGUCAGAUUCACAGACUAAGUGGAAUAAUCUAUCACAGCUUUGUCCCAGACCUUGGCGUUAUUCAACUGAAGAGGAGCUCAAUAACUUUCCAUCGUGGGCCCAACAUCACAUAUAUGGCGGUGGGGGAUAUGUUCUUGAUUUAGGAUACGAUAAAGCGACUGCUAUCCGUAUGAUGGAAGGGGUCAAAGACAAGGACUGGAUUGACAGAAGAACAAGGGCAAUUCUUCUGGAAUUUCAAGUCUUGAACUUAAAUACCAAUUUAAUGAGCAUCAUUACGUAUCAUUAUGAAGCUCUUCCAUUUGGAUUUGGACUUACAUAUGAAAAAAUCACCACGAUGAAACUGUUCAAUUUUCAAUCAAUGUCGUAUAACUUUUAUCUUCUGUGUCAAUUGUUGUUUAUGCUGGCAGUGUUAGUGUAUACCUCUAUACUUUUAGUCCGACUAUGUCGCAUGGGAAGUGUAUUUUUCAAACAAAUAUGGAACUGGAUAGACAUUGCUCAAUUCGCGAGUGCCUCGCUAGCAAUUGCGUUUUAUGUUCUGAAGGUAAAAUUUAUGUAUGACAGUGUAAAAAAAUUGCAAAGGAAUCCUUUUGUGACGGUCAGCUUCCAGUAUGCGAUUUUUUGGACUGACAUGGAAAAUACUGCUCUGGCAUUUGCCUUGUUUAUUGCCACGUUCAAAAUUCUCCACUUCAUUCGCCUCAGUCCGCAUGUACAAAUACUGGCUUGGACAAUGAUUAGUGCGAAAAACGACAUUUUAUCAUUCAGUUUUCUCUUUGGUAUACUGUUUAUUGCACAUGGCCACUUUGCCUUCCUGGUUUUUGGGAAAUCAGUUUAUUCAUUUUCAUCAUUCUUUCGUUCGUUUGCCUCCGAGUUUGAGCUAGCGCUGGGUAACACCAUUCAUGUUAGUGAACUCGACGAUUUGAAUAGAGUGUUAGGUAAUCUUUUUACUGCCAGUUUCAUGCUUGCCCUUGCAGUUCUUCUCAUAAACAUAUUUGUAUCUAUUUUAGAUCUUAACCUACAUAAUAUAAAGGAGGAUGAAGAGAGGCUGCGAGAGGCAUUUGGUAUGGGGGAGUUCGUUAAGUCGCUCUUGUUCGGCAAAGACAAUAACAAGCAAAAUUUAAAAGACAAGUAACGUUUCAGUGAGAGAGCGAUGCAAUUCCCGCGGUUGAGCUGGCUUUGCAAUCAUGUAUCUUAAAAGAGAGUAUAGACGAGAGUAUUUGUGGCAAACCUUAGUUAUUACAAGAGGUAACUUAGCCUUUCCAAGUAACGCAAAUCGCCAAAAGAAACAGCUAUCAAGUGCAAAAUGGGUAAUGAAUCGUAAUUUUAUAGCUGUAAAAUAAGGAAUAACUGUGGCAUGCUCAAUUGAGUAAUACAUUACGAGGCAGUGUAAGGACAUUGCAUUAACAAUUUAUCCAGUCUGUGAUAUAGCUCUUUUCAAUACUGCAAUUAGAUAGAGCAAGUAUGAAAUAAUUUGAGUAAAAUGUAUUUAUCACUGAAAUACUCGUAAUCCUCGUGUAAGAGAUACCGUUUCAACUGAAACGAUGGUUAGUCUGUCUGCCAAUCUAACGAGACGCCAAUAUGUAACCAGAUAAAACUUAAACCGUUUAACUUAUGUUAAACGGGUUAACAUUGGAGAGUUUUAAAUUCUUGCCCGUGCAGUUGCUGAAUUUAAGGUAAAGUCAUUAAAAGCCCAACUUUAGAGGCUGUCCGCGCAAGAACCGACCACUCGAAUUUCGGCCUAUCAGAGAAUUCCCUCAAUUUUUUACUGUGAGUUAUUUGAUCUAUUCUAUCAGCAAAAAUUGUAUUUAUUUGGUUUGUAUUGCUAUUUUAUCAAUUUUUGGCAAAGAGAUGUGAGGGCGG